Molecule: messenger RNA, 588 nt
Organism: Penicillium roqueforti
Lineage: Eukaryota; Fungi; Ascomycota; Eurotiomycetes; Eurotiales; Aspergillaceae
Exons: 1
Coding region: 1-588 (195 amino acids)
Source: RefSeq, a predicted model, not a curated record
AUGUCUGAUCCAAGCGCCAGCGCCAGCGCCGAACUCGAAUCCACACUCCGCAACCUGUCCAUAGGCGAAAAGGGCCCGGUGCGAGACAUCUCCCGACCAAACGUGAAAAAACUUCCAGCAGCAGCCGUGACCUCAAAGCCCAAGUCCAACCCUAAAAUACACCGCAAACCCGUCGCAGACUCCUGGGAAGACGAAGCAGACCUCUCUGCCUCGGAAAGCGAGGAAGCCGAAUCCCGCGACGAAUACGCUUCCCAGCUGCUCUCUCCAAGCAUCAGCGCUGAGGGACCGCUGGGUCCCCCGCCGACACCUAUCUCCCCGCAGACCUCCAACCCGUGGACGGCGAGAGCUGCUUCUCCUGCUUCGGCGAAGGGCCCCCCGACCCGUCGACCGGAGAAGCAGACUGCCGUUGCGGAGCGGUUGAUUGCCGGUGCGUUGGGGAUCCGCGCCCCGAAGCGGACAGAGCAGCAGCGCGCUUAUGACCGCUCGAUUAAGGAGCAGGAAAUCCGGAGGCGGAAUCGAGAGCGUGAAGAGAAGGCUAAGGCUAAGGAGGAGGAGGAGAAGAUGAAGGCUUCUAUUUGGAGCAGUUAG